AGCACACCAUCCUGCUCCCCUGUAUUAUCCCCAGAAAUAUUCCCCGGCCACAGCAGCGAGCUCGUCUCACGUUGAGAAUAAGAUUCGCCUUAUUAUAGUACCGAGUAUCAUCUUCUGCUUCCGUCACACUCGGAAACGUUUGUCCACGAGUACCCUUGUGCCAGUACGAGUCCUCGUACGAGUAUCGAGUCUGUCAACGACGAGUGGUAUAUGCUCCCGAAGAACAGCGGGACUCGUCAGCACCCUAGCAUUGCUUGCAUUGAGAGCGUCGAGGGAAUCAACUGAGCGUGCCGCGAAGCGCCGCAUCUGGCUCGCUCGGGCUUAGCCAUUUCCUAUCACCAGCACUCACCGCCCUCCCCUUCCAGCGCCCUCACCCAUCCCCGAGCACUCGUCACCAUUGAUCCUUAUACGCACUCCGCUUACUCUGCUGCCGUAGAGUCGCAGAGCGACGCGACUCGCUCCAUUUCUCGGUCUGUACAGCCUUCAUCCCCUCCACAUUCUCUCAGUUCUGCUCAUACGAGUGACUGCCCUUCUUCACCCAUACCUCCUUCUGCAACUGCGACUACCGACCCGAACGCAUAUCUGGCGCCUAUUAGCCCGAGCAUCUCUGGCCUUACAGACACAGUCGGAAACAGCCACACCGCACAUUCGACGUCACAGCGCAGGUCCCGCGCCGAAUUCGAGCCAGAGAACGAGCAACCGGCUUACUCGGAAAGCAUCCCUGUUCCGAACACCGCUUCCUCAUCGUCAAUCCCAGAAAGCUCGGCAGGAGGAGAGCAGCACAUACGAAAGAAAUUGAGGCUCGAGGACAAUACGUCUACCCGCCCUUACCUCUACAACCUUACACACCCUUCCUUACGGUCACCAAAGUCACCGACAGCAAUGAGACUUGUUGAGAGUGACAAUAAUAUCGAAAGUAAUUCGGCGAUGCGCGACUCAGAUCCUCAACUGACCCACCCUGGAGCUCGUGGCCCGUUUUCACCAGACGGACUCACCGUACUUUCCACCAGCCAGGUCAUGGGAAAUGGGAACACAUAUAGUAUGUCAAAUGGCAGUGGACCAGCCGUACGUGAUGUGGCGUCGCCCGUUGCGAAUGGACGAAAGCAUUCGACACCGCCAGAUUCGGUUCGAGGUAUCACGCACGUUGUGCCUCGAGUAAAUCUACCAGGCACACGAUUAUUUGAAGACUCUUGUAUUGACAGAGAAGAGUUCGUGAGACUGCUGAUUCAGAGCCUAAGAGACGUUGGAUACCUAGAAUCCGCCACCACUUUGGAGAUGGAGUCCGGCUACCAGAUGGAAGCACCUGGUGUUAGCCAAUUCCGAUCAUACGUUCUUUCAGGGAAGUGGACGGAGGCCGAAAGUUGUUUAAGUACUCUAGGGGUAACCGACGAGGAGAGUUUACGCAUUACUCGAUUUCUCAUUAGCCAGCAGAAAUAUCUAGAACUACUUGAAGUGCAGAAUGUGAAUACUGCACUCCAUGUUCUGAGAAACGAGCUAGCUCCCCUGAAUGUCGACGUUGAUGAGCUACAUUCCUUAUCAAGUCUGAUAAUGUGUUCGAAUGCGGAUGACCUACGACACCGUGCCAAAUGGGACGGCGCGUCAGGUACUUCAAGACGGGUGCUCCUAUCUAACUUACAACGAUUUAUUUCUCCCUCCACAAUGAUGCCCCAGCGGCGAUUCACAACCCUGAUAGAGCAAGCAUUUACUCAUCAACGGACGAACUGUUUAUAUCACAAUACUCCCUAUACUCCGGAAGCGUUCUCUCUUUACACUGAUCAUGCCUGCAGCAGGGAGGAAUUCCCAUUGCUUACCACAAACAUUUUGAAGGAGCACGCAGACGAGGUCUGGAAUAUCAAGUGGAGCCACGACGGCCAAUACCUUGCCAGUGCAAGUAAGGAUAAAUGCGCCUUCAUCUGGCUGAUUGGUAAGGAAGUUGAUCCAGUGAAUAAGCCCAACGUACGGGAGUGUUCUCUAGAAAGGAGAUUUCGAGAUCACAUGGACCCAGUUGGAUGUCUCGCCUGGUCCCCAAACGAUGCACUUCUCUUGACGAGUACGGAUAGCAGUAUCAAAGUCUGGAGCGCCAAGACCGGUAUAUGCCUCCAAGACUGUACUUACCAUGAGGAGACUGUUUCAGCGCUGGAAUGGCUUCCAGAUGGAUCGGGUUUUCUGUCAGCAGGUUUGGAUCGCAAGAUCAUCCUUUGGAACGCGGACGGCGAACGUAAAGAAGAAUGGACAAAGACGACUGUUAGGGUGACAGAUCUUGCGAUUGCGCCCGACUUGUCUAGGCUGGUCAUCGUUGGACUUGAAUGCCUUCCCUUACCGAACGCGAAGGCUUCCACACCACAACAAGACAGCCAGACGCCAAGCUCGGGUCCUCAACAGCCUCUUAUAUCGAGCACAAGGGAGAAUCGUUUAAUUAUCUACGAUUACGCGUCUAGAACACAGGAAGUAUCCAUUCGCUUGGAAGGCGAGCUCACGAGCGUGAAAAUCUCCCAGGACUCGCGAUACGCGCUGAUCAAUCACGCACCAGAUGAGGUACAACUGUGGGACCUGGACGCGGCAAGAUUAGCUCGCAAGUUCACUGGCCAGCACCAAGGGCAGCAUGUAAUUCGAAGCUGCUUCGGGGGAGUGGAUGGGAAUUUUAUCGUUAGUGGUAGCGAAGACGGGAAUGUGUACAUCUGGCACAGGGAUACAGGUGCGCUUCUGGAAGUACUCUCCGGGCAUGGCUCUGGGAGCGUAAAUGCUGUCGCAUGGAAUCCAACGAACGAGCGGAUGUUUGCGUCUUGCUCGGAUGACGGGACAAUCAGAAUAUGGGAGAGCCCCCACGUGUCAUUGCUGACUGGGGACUCCCACCGAUUACAAGCACCACAAGGAAGUGAACGGAACAACUGGAAAGGAAAGGGACGAGACGCUUCAGGAUUACCUACAUCUUCUAGCUUAAGUCCCGGUGUAACUGUCUAAAGGCAGCCUGUGAGACUGUCUUGAUGACUUUCGCUCUUUACUUUCUUUCUUUAUUCACUCACGUGGAUUUCCAACUCAUUUGUUCCAUCCUCUUGCAUGUCAUCAUCACGUCCGGGCUUCUUGCAUUAAUCCCUAGCAUUUGUUACGACCACAUUCGUUAAUUGCAUAUCCACGACACAUCCCGCUUCCGCUUUCCCAGUUUUCAGAGGUUCCUUCAAAUCCAGUUUCCAAUCAACAUUGUCAAAUACUGUUUGAUCCUUAGAUCGGUUUGAUAUCCUGUAAUAUUUAGCAAUACAUCGUGUCAUUAAC
This is a messenger RNA of Fomitiporia mediterranea MF3/22, 3270 nucleotides long. Its product is annotated as WD40 repeat-like protein. Gene Ontology annotation, biological process: proteasome-mediated ubiquitin-dependent protein catabolic process. Gene Ontology annotation, cellular component: GID complex. Bases 883 to 2961 code for a protein of 692 amino acids. The record is from RefSeq and is a predicted model, not a curated record. Gene Ontology annotation, molecular function: protein binding. NCBI's taxonomy places the organism in Eukaryota, Fungi, Basidiomycota, Agaricomycetes, Hymenochaetales, Hymenochaetaceae. The transcript is spliced from 12 exons.